GGAUGUACAUCUUCUGUCUUUGACCAUAGCGCUUAUCCGUGCCGUCUCAGGAGUGUUUGUUUAUAUCGUCCGCCAUCUUUUAGUUAGGCAAAAAGUUUCUCAUGGUGUUAAUGAAGUGUAUGUUGUGAGUGUAAAAUGGUUAUUUCGUGCUCUGCAUACAACUGUACGAACCGGUGGAACAAGGAAAGUAACUUAACUUUUCACAGAUAAUAAUUGAAUGUCAAGAAAUGACAACAAUCUCGUAAAUAUCUUGGUCGUUGCCUUGCACGAUACAAUGUGUCUUCUGUUUUGGACGGGUUUCCUCUGCAAAAAGGCGAUUUUCUGAAACAGUGGGUCAUUGCCACUAAACGCAAAGGUUUCACGCCUACAAGGGCUAGUUUCUUGUGUGGAGAUCACUUCUUGGAAGAAGAUUAUUUAGUAAGGCCUGGUACUUCGAGAAGGCAUCUCAAGCCUGAUACAGUGCCAUCACAGUUUGCGUUUCCGACGCAUUUAAUGUCCAAGGAAAAGCAACCAAGGCGGCAGAUUAGAAUAACAACUCAACAGCCUACUGUAGAAACUCAUGAUUAUAUUGAACAGUUUUCUCAGAGUUGUGAAAGAUCGAAGGAAUGUGGAUCUCAAACACACAUAGAAAUGAUUGACACGGCCACUGACACAUGAAGUUUUUUACCAGAUGUCGUGGAGACACUGAGAAGAAAAAUCAAGAGCCUGCAGGAAAAAAUUAGGAGAACAGAGAAGAAAAACUAUUCAAUGAAGGACAUCAUAAGUACUCUGAAAAAGAAUGGUCAUCUAACAGAGAAGCUGCAUGAAUUCCUGAAUCAACAAACAGGGACUCAGGUGGAAUUAGUGUGCAAUUUGUUGAAUAAUAGUGUGUCAUCCAAGGGAAACAGGUACAAAACAGACAUUAAAAUGUUUGCAAUGACAGUGUAUUUUUACUCUCCUAAAGCGUAUGAAUAUUUACAGACAUUAAUGCCUCUGCCUCACAAAUCACUGAUUUCUCGUUGGGCAGAGACUGUGAAUUGUGAUCCGGGCGAUGUAAGUGAUGUGUUCAGGUACUUUGAAUUUAACCAUCAAGUGAGGACUGAAUUUAAAAAGAUCUAGCCUCAUAAUAGAUAGUAUGGCAAUUAGAAAACAGGUAGUGUGGGACCAGGAAACUAAGAGGUAUACAGGUUUUGCAGAUUUUGGAGGAGAAGUUGAACAAUCAAAAGAAGUGAAAGAAACUUCAGAGGCAUUAGUUUUUAUGCUCGUGUCCAUAUAAGGUAAAUUUAAGUGUCCUGUAGCGUAUUUUUUAGUGAAUGGCUUUGAUGGCAGUGUGCAGGCAAAGUUAAUAAACUCUGCUGUGGAGAGGCUAAGCAAUUCAGGCAUCAGAAUUUGGGCAGUAACUUGUGGUGGCACAAGGACUAAUAUAAGUACUGUUCGUUCAUUGGGAUGCAGUAUUAAUUUUCAUCAAAACUUUUUUUCUUCUCAGUCUCUUCACCCAAACCUCAAUGUUUACUGUGUUUUGGAUAUGUCAUUUAGUGAAACUUGCUCGAAAUGCAUUAGCAGAAGUAGGUGUUAUAGAGUCUACAAAUGGCCAUAUUAAGUUUCAGUACUUAAAAGAACUAAAUGAGUUGCUAAUUGAGGAAGGCAUGACAUUUGCUAACAAGUUGUCAGGACAACAUAUUAAUUAUGUUAGUAAAAAGAUGAAUGUCAGCUUAGCAGUUCAAACACUCAGUUCUAGUGUUGCAGAUACUAUAGAUUUUUUUUAGAAGAGCUGGCAAUCCCAGAUUCCAUGGUAGUGAGGCAACAGUGGAGUUUUUGAGAUUUAUAGACAGAAUUUUUGAUGUCUUUAACUACAGAAAUCCUCUAGCUUCAGGAUAUAAAGCCAGCCUGAAACUCAGUAAUCAGGCAUAUUGGCUUGAUAUUUUUCAUAAGACAGAAUCUUAUAUAAGAAGUUUAAAAGUAAAUGGUGUUUCUCUCCUGCAGCACCCAAGAAAUACUUUUGCCUUUGGCAUAAUUUUGAACAUGCAUUCGAUUAGAGCCAUUGCAUUGGAAAUAAUGACUAGGGAAAAUUCUCCUCUGCAAUAUUUAUUGAUGUAUAAGUUUUCCCAAGAUCAUAUUGAACUCUUCUUCUCGUGUGUGAGAUCUAGAGGGGUUGGAAUAACAACCCAAAUUCAUAUCAGUUGAAGUGUGCUAUGCGCACGUUGCUUUUAGGCACUAAUGUUAGCACUGUUGGGGGAAAGUGUACAAAUUUUAAUGUGUGUUCAAUGGUACCUGUAGGACUGUAUGACGUCCAAUCACAAAAGUGUCCUCUUGUAGACGAUUCUUGUAUGUUUGUAGACAAAGUAGAAAAAUGGUGCUCACUUGUUGAAGAGGGUACUCCAUCAACAUCUGGUUCAGCCACUGGAACAAGUUCUGUAAACGAACAUCACGUCGACCACGAGGUAUCAGACAGCGAAGAAGACGAAGACGGACAAGAAGAAACACAACAACAUUCUGAACCACAACGUUUAGUACCUUAUUCUGAUAGUGAGGAAGGUAUGAGUUCGCCAAUGCAGGUAGAUUCAGGUAAACGUCAGGCUGCAGCUGCUCAAUCUGGUGGAUCUAAGAAAAAAAAAAAAAAACGUUACCAGGGACUGGAGCACCAUCUGCUAACGUACUGGGUGAUUCUCCUAAUACUCGUGUUGAUCCGUUACCUGCUCCUUCUAUAUUAGAUACUGGUAAUAUUACAAGAUAUCGCAAAGUACAUAGAUUUUUCACAUAUGGUUUAGCAUAUAAAGUGAUUGAACAUGAAAAGGUAGUAUGCGUGGUUACUCCUUUGGCAGAAAUUCCCGUUGAUAGGCCAUUUUUGUAUAUGACACCUUCUGAAUUCGAUUUAUUACCUGAUGGUAGUAGAAUUGUUCAUUGUUCUGUAAAAGUAAUUGCACGAAAUCCUAGAAUUGCUUUUCUGACUAUUUCAAGUGAUACAGAACUUGCAACAUUAAAUCAAAAUAAGAAUAUGAUUACAAGUGUAGGGAUUAAUUUGAAAAUACCGGAUAUUAAUGUAAAGCCUACAGCAUUUACUGCAAAUGCACCUAUGGAAACAAUUGCCAUAGAUCAUACACGAAAGUUUGAUUCCAUUUGGAAGUCAUGGUAUGGUUAUAGAAAUGAUGAAGCAGAGUUUCUUACUAAAGUGCCUGCACAUCAAUUUGGACAACCCAUUAAUUUGAAAUAUUAUUAUGCGUGUGUUUCUAGCUCAAAAGAUAAGGGUUUACAUAAUUGGGGUUGGAAAUGUGUACAGUCUUGUGUUUCUGAAGUAGAUGCCGAUGCACAAACAGGAAGUGUUAUUGUUGACUAUACUUAUACACCAACAUUGGGUUUCCUCAAAAUUCCAAAAGUAGCCAAUGUUGAUAUUUUUCCUAUUACAAGUACUGCUCAAAAUGUAAUUCAAAGGUAUAAUAUUAAUGCUGAUAAGCACUGUAAUCCUUUUAUGUCAUGUGAUAGUUUUUCUUUAACCCCCUUUGAACCAGCAAGAAUGGAAGAACAAUUAGUAGGAGCUGUUAGUCCAGUGACAAAUGCAGAAGCAUCGGGAUAUAAUAAUUUAAUAGAAAAAGCUGAUAUUGCUUCUGCGGGGUAUAAUAUUAGACUUCAUGAUACAAAUGUUCAACCGAGCCUUCAUGUAGGCAUUAAUCCUACAUAUGCUUUAAGCACAAGCAGUUUAAAUAGUGAUGUUACAAAAUAUACUGAUACUCAAAUGUUGUUUGAAGUUAUUGCAGAAUGUUCAGUGUAUGCAGAUGGUCUAGAGACACAUUACCCUAGAGCAACUGUAUCAAAUGUUCAAGUAUCAGAUAUGAUUUAUAUGUCUAAUGUAAAAAGGAAUGAGGAAUCAUCUGUUUAUAAGGGGCAAUAUGAAAUUAAACAAUUGUAG
This is a messenger RNA of Schistocerca cancellata (South American locust), 3883 nucleotides long. RefSeq lists its product as uncharacterized. The transcript is spliced from 2 exons. The record is from RefSeq and is a predicted model, not a curated record. Gene Ontology annotation, molecular function: structural molecule activity. NCBI's taxonomy places the organism in Eukaryota, Metazoa, Arthropoda, Insecta, Orthoptera, Acrididae. Bases 2831 to 3883 code for a protein of 350 amino acids.